AUGGACUCGUACAACUGGUCUUACCACUCCAUUGCUGGCGCCUACAUGCUCGGCCUAGCACCGCACGCCUAUUACCUCGUCAACAUCAUGAAAACAGGCAAACACUCCAAUCAAAUGCCGAGAGACAGCCAGCAGACCCUCCGUGGCGUUAUCCCUGCAGAUCUAUGGAGCAGACUCUUCCGAGCCAGAAGCGCUCAUAUCAAUGCCAUUGAGGGAUUCCCGCUCUUUGCCGCUGCUAUGCUCGCCGGAAAUGCAGCCAAGCUUCCGACAAGUGAUCUUAACUUGAUCGCGGCGGAGUAUAUUGGUUCUCGUGUGCUAUACACAGCGUUGUAUAUGGGUGCUCGAUCGGAGUUCAUGAGCUAUGUGCGGACGGGUGUCUGGUUCUGGGGUAUCGGACUUCCCAUAUAUACUCUGAUCAAAGCUGGAAACGCCUUCUCAAGUAAUAGCUAG
Molecule: messenger RNA, 450 nt
Organism: Arthroderma uncinatum
Lineage: Eukaryota; Fungi; Ascomycota; Eurotiomycetes; Onygenales; Arthrodermataceae
Exons: 3
Coding region: 1-450 (149 amino acids)
Cellular component (GO): membrane
Source: RefSeq, a predicted model, not a curated record